Messenger RNA from Oncorhynchus tshawytscha (Chinook salmon), 1335 nucleotides. RefSeq names its product proline-rich extensin-like protein EPR1. The transcript is spliced from 2 exons. Bases 1 to 1335 code for a protein of 444 amino acids. The record is from RefSeq and is a predicted model, not a curated record. Lineage: Eukaryota; Metazoa; Chordata; Actinopteri; Salmoniformes; Salmonidae.
AUGUGUAACCACUUCAGUCUAAAACCAACAGUGUUUUCUACUGAAGCAGCCCACAGACCCCCACAACCCACAUACCCCCCCCCCCACAGCCCACGGACCCCCCACAUCCCACAGACCCCCACAGCCCACAGACCCCCCACAACCCAAGGACCCCCACAGCCCACGGAUCCCGCACAGCCACAGACCCCCACAGCCCACAGACCACCCACAGCCCACGGACCCCCACAACCCACAGACCCCCCACAGCCCACGGACCCCCCACAUCCCACAGACCCCCACAGCCCACAGACCCCCACAACCCACGAACCCCCACAGCCCACGGAUCCCGCACAGCCCACAGACCCCCACAGCCCACAGAUCACCCACAGCCCACGGACCCCCCACAGCCCACAGACCCCCACAACCCACGGACCCCCACAGCCCACGGACGCCCAACAGUCCACAGACCCCCACAGCCCACGGACCCCCACAGCCCACGUACCCCCACAGCCCACGGACCCCCACAGCCCACGGACCCCCACAGCCCACAGAACCCCCACAGCCCACAUACACCCCCCACAGCCCACAGACCCCCCACAGCCCACGGACCCCCACAGCCCACGGACCCCCACAGCCCACAGAAACCCCACGGACCCCGCACAGCCCAUGGACCCCCACAGCCCACAGACCCCCUCCACAGCCCACAGACCCCCACAGCCCACAGACCCCCACAGCCCACAGACCCCCCACAGCCCACAGACCCCCCACAGCCCACAGACCCACCCACAGCCCACAGACCCCCACAGCCCACAGAAACCCCACGGACCCCGCACAGCCCACGGACCCCCACAGCCCACAGACACCCCACAGCCCACAGACCCCCCACAGCCCACAGACCCCCCACAGCCCACAGACACCCCACAGACCCCCACAGCCCACCCACAGCCCACAAGCACCCCACAGCCCACAGACCCCCACAGCCCACAGACCCCCACAGCCCACAGACCCCCACAACCCACGGACCCCCACAGCCCACAGACCCCCACAACCCACAGACCCCCACAACCCACAGACCCCCCACAGCCCACGGACCCCCACAUCCCACAGACCCCCACAGCCCACAGACCCCCCACAACCCAAGGACCCCCACAGCCCACGGAUCCCGCACAGCCACAGACCCCCACAGCCCACGGACCCCCACAGCCCACAGAAACCCCACGGACCCCCACAGCCCACAGACACCCCACAGCCCACAGACCCCCCACAGCCCACCCACAGCCCACAGACACCCCACAGACCCCCCACAGCCCACAGACCCUGUGGGCUGUGGGGGACCUCAGAAGGUUGUUACCAUGA